CACGACACUAAUGACACUGUCAGAUUUCAUAGAAAUCCCGGCCACGGAUUACAGGGAAGAGCUGAUCUUGUGUAUCGCGUUCCCAAACAGCACUAUAUCCUCUCUCCCACAAGCACUACACGAACGCGUACCCCUCUCCCCUUGAGCAACCGAUCAUACGCUGAUCGCACAGCCCAGCCAGCCAGGCGCAAUAUCACUUCAAGCUCGCAUUCACCGGAAGGAGGCUGCACCAAGCAACGACGACACAAUGACUUCUGGUCUAAUGAGGGCCUAGACAUCUUCAACAGCCAUCAUAGAUCAAUCUCCACAUCAUCAGCCCAGUUCUCUCUUGACUCAGAAGACCUUUGUUGUCGAGCUUGCCCCGCAUCCCCGCCAUCGUCUCCGUCGCCGCAGCUGCAAGAUUUCGCAACAUCUCAUUUGCGACUCCGGAAAGGACACAUAGUGAAGCUUUAAGGUUAGCUACAGGCCUGCAGCGCUUCGCAGUUCUACUCUCAGCUCCCGCUUGCUACGGCAGGCGCGAACAUUCGACAACAUGUCGUCAUCCUCCCAAAUUGCUGAGACCUGGAUCUCGCAGUUCUGCUCCCUGCUUGGCCAUGAAUACUUUGCAGAGGUCUCGGAAGACUUCAUUGAAGAUGAUUUCAACCUCACUGGCCUGCCUGCGCAAGUGCCUAUGUACAAGGAAGCACUCGAACUUAUCCUCGAUGUUGAGCCGGAAGAGGAUGAAGAGGACGUGGAAGAAGAAGAUGAAGAGAUCUCAGAGGACGAUGAUGGCAGGGCUUACAGGAGAAGUACUAGGCAUAUGCGGAUGGCCAGCGAUGCUAGCGUCAUCGAGAGCAGCGCCGAACUGCUCUAUGGUUUGAUACACCAAAGGUACAUCACAAGCAGACCGGGCAUCCAACAGAUGUUGGAGAAAUAUGAGUUGCAGCAUUUCGGCCACUGCCCUCGCGUAAACUGCUGUGGCGCCAAAGUCCUGCCUGUUGGCUUGAGCGACACCCCUGGCCAGGAUACAGUAAAACUGUUCUGCCCUAGUUGUCUCGACAUUUAUACGCCACCGAAUUCGCGGUUUCAAACUGUAGACGGUGCCUUUUUCGGUACAACGUUUGGGUGUCUCUUCUUUAUGACCUUCCCGGAACUCGACAUUAGCAUUCCAAAAAAUCCAGCAGCGGAAUCAUCUACAGCGAACGCGAACUCAGAGUCAUCAAAAACAGAGUCUGCGAGCGUCGCAACUAUCUCGGUUAACACAUCAGGGACGAGCAAAAGACUCCCACCACAGCCCACAAACAUUAAUGGAAUUGCAACAGAAAACCUAGCGCCAGGUCUUGGAGAAGGAAGGAUAUAUGAACCAAGGAUUUAUGGCUUUAAGGUUAGCACUAGAGCACGCAGUGGCCCGCGAAUGAGAUGGCUUAGAGAAAAGCCCACGGAUAUCAACGAGCUGGACGAGGCGCGAUGGUAUCACGAAGAAUUGGAAGGAGAUGCUGCAGAGGGCGAUGACGCAGCGAUAGCAUCAGAUACAAUGACUCAAAAAGCCAAAAGAAUGAAGGCCGCACGGAAAGGAAGAUUACGGCUCAAUGGUACUUCGGGCUCGAGAAACGGAGGGAGCCCCAUGGAAGUUGUGAAUGACGGCGGGUAGGUUUGUUUAAAUACUCGUAACGAACCUGACGACGACGGAACGAGCGAAAUAUGAAAUAGUCAAAGAUUCCGUGUGGUUGAAUGAUGUGUGCGGCAUCAUUUGCAUCUGCAUGGUGUUAGAACGUCAGGAGAGGGCAUUUUUGGUCUUGGUUCAUCUAUCCGGCAUACAUAGCUUUUUGUUUAUUUUACUGGCUGAUGUCUAUCUCAUCCGAACAACCGUUCCUUUUGCGACAGUGGUUCACGCAAAGAGCUAGCUGGUCUCAUCCUCCAAAGGGACUGCUUUUCCGAGAAAGCUGUCACAUGAUUUCACAACUCCUCCCUUUUCCCUCUUUCUGGAGCUUUUUUCCGUAGAUCCACUUCUACAUAUUUUUCUUCUCCUUUAAAUGUGAGCUAUAC
Verruconis gallopava is the source of this 2025-nucleotide messenger RNA. RefSeq lists its product as uncharacterized. The transcript has a single exon. Bases 533 to 1630 code for a protein of 365 amino acids. Gene Ontology annotation, molecular function: protein kinase regulator activity. NCBI's taxonomy places the organism in Eukaryota, Fungi, Ascomycota, Dothideomycetes, Venturiales, Sympoventuriaceae. The record is from RefSeq and is a predicted model, not a curated record. Gene Ontology annotation, cellular component: cytoplasm; protein kinase CK2 complex.